Molecule: messenger RNA, 1752 nt
Organism: Rhinocladiella mackenziei CBS 650.93
Lineage: Eukaryota; Fungi; Ascomycota; Eurotiomycetes; Chaetothyriales; Herpotrichiellaceae
Exons: 3
Coding region: 1-1752 (583 amino acids)
Biological process (GO): transmembrane transport
Cellular component (GO): membrane
Molecular function (GO): sulfate transmembrane transporter activity
Source: RefSeq, a predicted model, not a curated record
AUGAGCAAAUCGGACGUGCUCGACACUUUCCCAACUUCCUUGGAGGACUCCAAGAUAGAAAGUGGGAAGAGAAUAAAGCCCCAGAGGUGGUGGACGCUCGGUGGGAAGGAUAUCAGCCAUGUUGCCGUCGAUGUCGACAGUACGGUCGAUUCGGAAACUACAUCCAUUGACCUUUCGGACGGCUCGCAUGUGGUCAAGAAUGAGAAUAAUGUGUUCACCGCUCCAGAAGCGGCCGAGCUGUACAAACCAGUCGAGGGCUUUGAGGGUACCCAUCGUUUCGAUAUCCACGCGACAUGGACCCAGGCGGAGGAGAAGAUUUUGGUCCGAAAGCUCGACUGGCGCAUUGCUCUUCCAGCAUGUAUUAUGUUCUUCGCACUCCAACUUGAUCGCGGCAACAUCACUCAAGCACUUUCCGACGACAUGCUCAAUGACCUCGAACUUACCACCAACGACUACAACAACGGCAUGACCAUCUUUUACUGUUCAUUUCUGUUCGCGGAGCUUCCAUCCCAGCUCAUUAGCAAGAAGCUUGGCCCCGACACUUGGAUCCCAAUACAGAUGGUAUCAUGGAGCAUCGUCGCGGCGUCUCAAGCGGCCUUGUCAGGUAGAACGAGCUUUUACAUUUGCCGCUUCCUCCUCGGCCUCAUUGAAGGUGGCUUCAUUCCCGACACUAUUCUUUAUUUGAGCUACUUCUACAAGAACGCGGAACUGCCCAAACGACUUAGUUGGUUCUGGACGUCGUACCAAUCCACCCAAGUCGUUGGAGCUUUUCUAGCCUACGGGAUCCUUCACCUUAGAGGGGACGGUGGAUUGAAAGAAGGGUGGCGAUACCUUUUCGCCAUCGAAGGCUCCCUUACUGGUUUGAUUGGAAUUUUUACCUGGCUGUACCUACCCGCAUCACCCACUCAAACGGCCCGUCGCGGUGUCAAAGGUCUCCUGCGACCGAAACAGGGCUGGUUUACUGAACGCGAAGAGACCAUCAUGGUCACCCGUAUUCUUCGUGAUGACCCGGGUAAAUCCACCAUGCACAAUCGUCAGGGCCUCAGCUUCCAGCUCUUUGUGGAUUCCCUUACUGACUACGACAUGUGGCCCAUCUAUAUCAUUGGUCUUUCAUGGACCAUUCCCCACACUCCUCCGCAAGCCUACAUUACCUUGACCUGCAAAGCCUUGGGCUUCAACACCUUCCAAACCAACCUGCUCACCAUUCCAGCCUAUGUCCUCUUCAUCCUCCAGCUGCUGUUCUGGACCUGGGUCUCAGAGAAGAUCAACCAGAGACUGCUCCUGGGCGUGAUCUCGCAAAUAUGGGCUUUGCCUCUUCUCAUCGCCUUGGUGGCCCUCCCCCCCAUAUUCGACAACUCUGAUUGGGUGAAAUGGGUUCUGUCGACCCUCUUGGUCGGCUUUCCCUAUAUCCACGCCAUACUUGUCGCUCUUACGUCUCGGAAUUCGGGGACAGUACGGACACGAACUGUUGGCUCCUCACUUUAUAACAUGGCUGUUCAAACGUCCAACAUCAUUGCAUCUCAAAUCUAUCGCAAUGACGACAAGCCAUACUACUACCGAGGCAACAAAGUCUUGUUGGGCAUUCUCGCGUGGAACAUCGUAGCAUUUGUUGCUGCCAAGGUGUAUUACGUCCGCAAAAAUGCGCAGAGAGAUAAAAUCUGGUAUUCCAUGACCAGAGAAGAGAGAGUCAAUUACCUAGCCACCACCAAGGAUAAGGGAAAUAAAAGAUUGGAUUUUAGAUUUGCUUCUUGA